Messenger RNA from Ochotona curzoniae (black-lipped pika), 1677 nucleotides. It is a transcript of the gene CABLES2, whose product is annotated as Cdk5 and Abl enzyme substrate 2. Lineage: Eukaryota; Metazoa; Chordata; Mammalia; Lagomorpha; Ochotonidae. The transcript is spliced from 10 exons. The coding region runs from base 1 to 1632 and encodes 543 amino acids. Gene Ontology annotation, biological process: regulation of cell cycle. The record is from RefSeq and is a predicted model, not a curated record.
AUGGCCGCGGCCCCGGGCCCGGUCCCCGUCCAUCCCGGUCCCAUCCCCGGCCCGGGCCCGGGCCCUGUCCACCCCACGGCGGCCCCGGGCCCCGUCCACCCCACCGCGGUCCCCGUCCAUCCCGGCCCCGUCCACUCCGGCCCCGGCCCCGUCCACCCCACGGCGGCCCCGGGCCCUGUCCACCCCGCCCCGGGCCCGGGCCCUGUCCACCCCGGCCCCGUCCACCCCGGCCCCGGCCCCGUCCACCCCACGGCGGCCCCCGGCCCCGUCCACCCCGGCCCCGGCCCCGUCCACCCCACGGCGGCCCCCGGCCCCGUCCACCCCACGGCCGCCCUGCGGAGGCGCGGGGACUCGCGGCGUCGCCAGGCCGCGCUCUUCUUCCUCAACAACAUCUCGCUGGACGGGCGGCCGCCCAGCCUGGGCCCGGCCGGGGAGAAGCCGCCGCCGCCCGCCGAGGCCCGCGAGGUGCCCGCGCCGCCCGCCGGCCUCCCCGCGCCCCAGGGCCUGCUCAGCCCCACGCAGGCCCCCGCCGGCCUCGGGCUGGACGGGCCGCGCCAGCGCAGGCGAGUGGCCUCCCAGCGCUGUUCUCUCGAGUUCCUGGAAGACGCCAUGGGCUGUGCCACAGUGCAGAGAGCCAGACACACGUCCGGGUCCCCAAGACAGAAGGGCCUGAAGAAGACUCACUUCAUCAAGAACAUGCGACAGUACGACACUCGGAAUAGCAGGAUUGUGCUCAUCUGUGCCAAGCGGUCCUUGUGUGCGGCCUUCUCGGUUUUGCCGUAUGGAGAGAGCCUGCGGGCGUGCGACCUGAGGGUGGACAGCCAGAAGCAGAGGCACCCAUCGGGCGGCGUGUCCGUCUCCUCCGAGGUGGUCUUUGAGUUGGAAGGGGUCGAGCUGGGAGCAGCUGGACAGGUCGUGUCCUAUGCAAGGUUCCUGUACCCAACCAACGCCUUGGUCAUACACAAGAGUGGCAGCCACGGCCCAGCACCCCAGCCCCGGCCCAGCGUGCCUCGGGCCCCGCCGGGGUCACGACACAAGCCUGUCCCCACCAAGUCGGCGCCAGCCGGCCCAGAGCUAGGUGAUGGGGGAGACGCCUUGGAGUACAACCCCAACCUCCUGGAUGACCCGCAGUGGCCAUGUGGCAAGCACAAGCGUGUCCUCAUCUUUGCAUCCUACAUGACCACAGUGAUUGAGUACGUGAAGCCGUCCGACCUCAAGAAGGGCAUGAACGAGACCUUCCGGGACAAGUUUCCGCACAUCAAGCUGACGCUGAGCAAGAUCCGAAGCCUCAAGCGGGAGAUGUGGAGCCUGGCCGAGGAGUGCAGCCUGGAGCCUGUGACCGUGUCCAUGGCCUAUGUGUACUUCGAGAAGCUCGUGCUGCAGGGCAAGCUCAACAAGCAGAACCGCAAGUUGUGCGCUGGCGCCUGCGUGCUGUUGGCCGCCAAGAUCAGCAGCGACCUGCGCAAGAGCGAGGUGAAGCAGCUCAUAGACAAGCUGGAGGAGCGGUUCCGCUUCAGCAGGCGAGACCUCAUCGGGUUCGAGUUCACCGUCCUGGUGGCACUGGAGCUGGCACUGUACCUGCCCGAGAGCCAGGUGCUGCCGCACUUCCGCCGCCUCACGCAGCAGCUGUAGCCACACAGCCGCUCCUGACCCGCAUCUGCCAGAGGGCCCCCCCAA